Messenger RNA from Prorocentrum cordatum, 573 nucleotides. The record is from the annotation of a GenBank genome assembly. Lineage: Eukaryota; Dinophyceae; Prorocentrales; Prorocentraceae.
AUGUGCCUGGUGAAGCUGGAGCCCAGCGUCAUUAGCUUCAACUCUGUGAUCAGCGCGUGUAAUAAAUGCAAGCAGUGGCAACUGGCGCUAACGCUGCUCCGCGAUAUGCGGGACGAGAAGCUGGAUCCCAACGUCGUCAGCUACAACGCUGGGAUCAGCGCGUGCGAAAAAGGCAAGAAGUGGCAGCAGGCUAUGGUGCUGCUGCUCGAGAUGUGGCAGGCGAAGCUGGAGCCCAACGACGUCAGCUACAACGCUGGGAUCAGUGCGUGCGAGAAAGGCAAGCAGUGGCAGCAAGCUCUGGCGCUGUUCAGGGAGAUGUGGCAGGCGAAGCUGGAGCCGAGCAUCAUCAGCUUCAAUGCUGGGAUCAGCGCGUGCGAGAAGGGAGUGCAAUGGAGCCUAGCUCUGGCGCUGCUGAGCGAGAUGGCGGAGGCGAAGCUUGAGCCUGACGGCAUCAGCUACAACGCUGGGAUCAGCGCUUGUGAGAAGGGAGCGCAGUGGCAGCAGGCUUUGGCGCUGCUGCUCGAGAUGUGGGAGGCAAAGGUGGUGCCCGACUCAGCUACAACGCUGGAAUAA